GAUCAGAGAAGAGUUUUUUCACUGGGAAGAAGACCGAGGAGGAAGGAGACAAGUCUGUUCUGAUAAUCUUCGAUGCCCUUCUCUCCUGGCGGUGUCCGGCUCUUAUACACCAAAAGCUUCACAGCCAUCUGCCAAGUGGGCCACACCGGUCUGUUGGUCCAGCUGCAGUUCAGCCCACGCCACGUUCAUGACAGUUACCUAGCGGUUUGGAUGCGGAGGGACGACCUUGCUUGCCUAUGAAUGAGGAUAAGUUCACUUUCACCCCUAAUGAUCCACGGUCGGCAAUGAGGCUUAAUGUCGAUUUCCGGAGCAUCAAAGGUCACAAGUUCAACAAAGUAGAUGGUAGUAAGCCAGCACCACCAUUAUUAAAUCUUUCUAAAGAUUCUGACAAGGGUGGAGGCUACAUGUUUGAGUUUGACAAUGUUGCUAACCGUGAUCUAUGUCGGGACUUUGUAGCUAGGGUUUUAGGCAAACAUCAAGGGAUAGUGCCCCCUAGACCAACUGUGCCUCCUGAAAACUCAGUUGCUUCAACUGGUCCGGAACAGCUCAGUGCUGCAGAAGUGGAGCGACGGAUGAAAUUGUUGCGAGAAGAUAGUGAAUUGCAGAAAUUACAUAAGAAGUUUGUUCUUGGGAAUAUUCUGCAAGAAUCUGAAUUUUGGGCAACAAGAAAGAAUUUACUUGAUGAUGAAGCAAAUAAAGCAUCAAAGCAAAGGCCAGGUUUCAAGAGUGCGAUGCUAGCAGACGUUAGGCCAUCAGCUGAUGGUCGGACAAACAAGGUUACGUUCAAUCUCACAACUGAGAUAAUCCAUCAGAUUUUUGCGGAAAAGCCUGCUGUCCAUCGGGCAUUUUUAGAUUUUGUUCCAAAAAAGAUGUCAGAAAAAGAUUUUUGGACAAAAUACUGUAGAGCUGAGUAUCUACUUAGGACAAAAAAUACUGUGGCAGCAGCUGCUGAGGCUGCUGAUGAUGAGGAAUUAGCUGUCUUCCUGAAGAAUGAUGACAUACUGGCCAAGGAGGCAACAUUCAAGAUAAAACGAGUCGAUCCAACGUUAGACAUGGAGGCAGAUGCGGGAGAUGAUUACAUCCAUCUUCCGGACCAUGGGAUUCUCCGUGAUGGUAGCAAAGAGACAGUUGACACUGAUAGUGAAUUGGCGAGGAGAACACUGUCUCAGGAUCUGAAUCGGCAUGCUGCUGUGGUUCUUGAAGGGAGAUCUUCAGAUGUGGAAUUAAUUGAUGCAAAGACUGUAGCUGAAGCCCUUGCAAGGUCCAAGAAGGAACCAUCUUCCACUUCUAUUGUUGAUGAUGCUAAUCAUGAGAGAUUGGUAAAGGUGGCCCGCAUGACUGAAAUAGAGGAUCUGCAAGCUCCUCGAAACCUCCUGUACGCACCACUUUGUAUAAAGGAUCCUAGAGAGUAUUUUGACUCCCAACAAGCAAAUGCUCUGAGAUCUUUGGGUGGCAGCAAUGAUGGAAGAAAAGCCCGUAAUUGCAGCUUGAGCACUGAUGACGCUUUCCAUCAUUUGAUGGAUCAAAUAUCUUCUAUUAAAGUUAAUAAGUUGAACUGUCCGGUUAUUCAGGCAGAUGUGGCUCUUAAGGUUGUUAAUGAAUUGAAUGAAGGGAUUUCACGUUCAAGGAGACUUAAUCUUAAGAAUCCUCAAGAGAGUCUACUCGGCCGGCUGCCUCAACGUACACGGGACGAACUUAUGGAUCAUUGGACGGCUAUCCAGGAAUUGCUACGCCAUUUUUGGUCAUCAUAUCCAAUAACAAGUGCAGUCCUUUAUAAUAAGGUUCAAAGGGUUAGAGAUGCAAUGACACAGAUAUAUCAAAAGUUGCAGGCUAUAAAGGAAUCAGCACAGCCUGAUGUAAGGCACGAAAUAUCUCAGCUAGUAAAGCCCAUGACUCAGGCCUUGGACGCUGCCUUCAACCAUGAUUCGGAACAGCAGAAAAAGUCCUCGAAGGCCGGGAACAAGCCCAACGGGUUUUGAGCCAAGAAGGCUGGCUUAGCCAAUAGAUGAGAACUGGAUUGCUGCUACAGCUCCCCGGCAUUGUUGUCAGAUUACGGGUUUGCAGUUCUGGAGGCGCCCAAGAUCUGCAUUCCCAAAGGCUUCUUCUCUUCAUGAUGUAUAUUUAAGUGCAUCCGAGCUUUGUACUGACGAGUCGUAUAAUGCACAACAUACAUGCCGAUUUUUGCCGUGCCUGAUUGAAUUGAGGCAUUUCCUUGUGACAUUGGCGUUCUCCAUAUUUCCAGAUAGGAUCGCCAUUUGGAUUC
This is a messenger RNA of Phragmites australis (common reed), 2263 nucleotides long. RefSeq names its product general transcription and DNA repair factor IIH subunit TFB1-1-like. Bases 237 to 1979 code for a protein of 580 amino acids. The transcript is spliced from 20 exons. Gene Ontology annotation, cellular component: transcription factor TFIIH holo complex; transcription factor TFIIH core complex. Gene Ontology annotation, biological process: transcription by RNA polymerase I; transcription by RNA polymerase II; nucleotide-excision repair. The record is from RefSeq and is a predicted model, not a curated record. NCBI's taxonomy places the organism in Eukaryota, Viridiplantae, Streptophyta, Magnoliopsida, Poales, Poaceae.